AAUUAAGGAGGGAGAAACUGAUAUUGCCACACUCUGCAACUCAUCAUCGUCACCAUUGUUGUUCAUUUUCAGAGAAAAGCUGCGGAAAUGAGCGGUCUCAGAGUACCAGAAGCUGUUCCUUCUCCAGAAGAAGACUGUGAGAGACUCAAUAAAGCCUUUGAAGGAUUUGGAACUGACGAGGAGGCUGUGAUAUGGAUACUCGGACAUAGGAAUGCAAGCCAAAGGAGAAAAAUCAGAGACACUUAUCAACAGCUUUACAAUAAGUCCCUCAUUGAUGCUCUCCAAUCUGAACUCUCCGGAGAUUUCAGAGAUGCAGUAAUUUUGUGGACAUAUGAUCCUCCUGAAAGGGAUGCUAAAGUGGCAAGAGAUGCACUAAUGAAGAAGAAGAAAGGAAUAAAACACCUGAAAGUGCUAGUUGAGAUAGCAUGUGCAUCAUCUCCUCAACACUUGAUGGCAGUGAGGCAGGUCUAUGGUUCACUCUUUGAAUGCUCACUUGAGGAGGACAUUGCAUCCACUCUUUCCCUCCCCCUCAGAAAGCUUCUAUUGGGUUUAGUGAGCUCCUACAGGUAUGACAGACAGGUAGUGGAUUCAAGCAUUGCCAGUUCAGAGGCAUCGAAGCUAUAUGAAGCCAUCAAGGCAAAGCAAUUAGAUCACAAUCAUGUUGUUUCUAUACUCAGCACAAGGAAUAUGUUUCAGCUCAGAGAAACCUUUGAGUGUUACAAGCAAAACUAUGGAACUUCCAUUGACGAGAACAUUAAAAGUUGUGGCAGUGGUGAUCUGGAAUCUCUCUUGACCUUGGUAAUUACUUGCAUAGAUACACCCGAGAAACAUUUUGCACAGGUCAUCAAAGAUUCUGUGGUUGGGCUUGGGACCGAUGAAGAUUCUCUGAAUAGAGCCAUUGUAAGCAGAGCAGAGAUUGACAUGAUCAAAAUCAGAGAGGAGUAUUCCAAACUGUCCAAAACCAGCCUCGAAGGUGAUGUUAUAGAUGACACAUCAGGAGAGUACAAAAACUUCCUGCUGACCCUGCUUGGACAAAGAUUCUGAUUCAUUGUUCCCAUUAGCACCCAUUUCAUUCAACUAAGACCUCUGAUUUAAUUUUAGCAUAAAGAAAACAUUGGAGUACCUAAACUAGAAUUUACCCUGCUUUAUACUUCGGAGUACCUCUGAUAUGUACGUAAUUUCAAAUUGCUUUUAUACUU
Rosa chinensis is the source of this 1199-nucleotide messenger RNA. RefSeq names its product annexin D3. Lineage: Eukaryota; Viridiplantae; Streptophyta; Magnoliopsida; Rosales; Rosaceae. Gene Ontology annotation, cellular component: cytoplasm. The transcript has 6 exons. Bases 88 to 1044 code for a protein of 318 amino acids. The record is from RefSeq and is a predicted model, not a curated record. Gene Ontology annotation, molecular function: calcium ion binding; calcium-dependent phospholipid binding.